Acaulospora colombiana is the source of this 531-nucleotide messenger RNA. Lineage: Eukaryota; Fungi; Glomeromycota; Glomeromycetes; Diversisporales; Acaulosporaceae. The record is from the annotation of a GenBank genome assembly.
AUGUCCUCUAAGCGGAGUUUGAAUCUAUUCUUUUCUUUUUCAGAAAUGGUGAUCCUUGGCCCUUUUGGAAAUCGCCCUCGUCUUGGCGACAUUGCCACCCACCCACCUUUUGCUUGGCUUCUCCUCUUCACCUGCAAUCCCAAUUAUGUAAUCUACAGCAUUCUACAAGACUCCGUAGAUGGUCCAGAAAUAGCACAAAUACGAUGUUUGGCUUUGGAAAAUCAAAGGAGAAGGGCGGAGGUGCGACAACGACUAGGAAAGGUCCUCAUGUCGGUAACAGACGCAAUUUCCACUUGGGAACAUGGCUGCGUCUGCACGGUGUUGACAUCAUCACAAUGUUGUUCGCUGGCACCGGCGUAUAACCACUACUUUCCUAUCACAUUCUCUGAUGGAGAGGCGCGUAAUAGGAAUGCUGUAGAUUACAUAAUUGGGAUUGCAGGUGAAGAGGAGAAGCCAAGCAAAAGGUGGGUGGGUGGCAAUGUCGCCAAGACGAGGGCGAUUUCCAAAAGGGCCAAGGAUCACCAUUUCUGA